Molecule: messenger RNA, 4325 nt
Organism: Patiria miniata (bat star)
Lineage: Eukaryota; Metazoa; Echinodermata; Asteroidea; Valvatida; Asterinidae
Gene: tubgcp2
Product: gamma-tubulin complex component 2-like
Exons: 20
Coding region: 443-3190 (915 amino acids)
Biological process (GO): spindle assembly; mitotic cell cycle; cytoplasmic microtubule organization
Cellular component (GO): equatorial microtubule organizing center; gamma-tubulin small complex; spindle pole
Molecular function (GO): gamma-tubulin binding; microtubule minus-end binding
Source: RefSeq, a predicted model, not a curated record
UUAGAAUGACUUAUUUUCAAUAGCAUUUGGUGUUGAUGAAGAUUUGUUAAAGGUUCAAGUAGAUCUCUAGUGUUGCCGAAAGAGCACGAUCGCGAGGACGAACUGUCUGCGAGCGGGUCGCUGAUUUCCGGCCUAACUCCCUGCGUGUUUAUCUGUCAUCCGUUCUGAAUACCGCUCAACAUUUGCGUGUAUACACGGCCUCCAGACGCGAUCUGGUUAAGGGAAAAGAAGAGUCUGAGAACCUGUCUUGCAGUGAUUCCAUUGAAACAUUUGAACACGGGUUAACAGAGCACACUCGCAGUGUAGUAGCAUAGGAAGAUUGCUGGUCACAGCUAAAAAUCGUCGGCUGCCUGGAAGAAGGUCGUAAGGCCAAGGGCGAUAAAUGGAUCAAAAGAAAUUGCAUCUUGAUGUCUAAGUUUAUAAAGCACAUUAAAUUGGCAACAUGAGCGAGUUCAGAGUUCAUCACCAAGUCAGCGAGCUCAUCAAACUUCUUGGUCUACCUGGUAGUGCAGGCCCAGAGCUUUAUGUGGACCUACUCCUGAAGAACAGAACGCCGUAUGUCACUACACAAGUGUCAGCUCACAGCGCCAAGCGCAAGAUAGCUGAAUUUUCCCAGACUCCCGUGGAGUUCCUGCAGAAAUAUGAUGAGCUGAAAUCCAAAAAUAAUCGGGAUCUAGAUGCCUUUGUCUACCUCCUGUCCAAGUUGUCCGAAGACAAAGACACAGUGUCUGUCUUGCAACAGAAUGCCCAGGCUCUGCAGAUGCCCAUGGACAGGGUGGUCCUGCCUCCGUCCGGAUCCAAGAUGUCAGAGCAGGAAGUGUCGGAGUUGCGUAACCAGCUACUGAGUGUGGCCAGCAGUGGAGCAGCUAGCCAAGCCUCUGAGGUCUUCAAGAAAAUGAUGAGGGAGAAACAAUCCAGGAAAAACUUAUCCUUGAAGCUUCCUGAGCUGUCUUCCUGGGUACUUGAGAGGCCUAACCUGACUGGUGACUUCGUGUCAAGUCCAGGGACUUCUCAACCGGGUGUGGCUCUCGGGACACUACCCCUAGGGGUGCAAGAAUUGGCCAUUGUGCAGGACCUCCUCAUGGUUAUGACGGGUACUGAGGGAAAGUACACGUUACUCCGCCCACCUCAAGACCAAUCCUCUGGCCGCACCUUCGUUAUUGACCAAUCACUGGACGUCUCAUUGCGUGAAGUGGCCAAUCGCAUCCUUCCUGUCUGUACUAUGUACUCUGCCGUGGUGCGAUUCAUUGAGGACAAGUCAUCCUUUGAGUAUGGCAUGGUUAACCAUGCCCUGUGUGGGGCAAUGAAGACUCUUAUCAAAGAGUAUUCCAUCUUGACAGCUCAGCUGGAGCAUCAGUUCAGACAGGGUCAGCUCCCUCUGCAGAGAUUUUGGUUCUACAUCCAGCCGUGCAAGCAGACAAUGGAGAUCUUAGCGUCAAUUGCACAGGCCAUUGACCGUGGGGCGUCAACAGGGGGCGCUGUGCUCAGCCUGCUGCACGAGAGGACUGUGACUAUGAUAGGUGAUACACGAGCUCAGAACCUUUGCCUGUUCUUGACGCAGUCAGCUUGUGCACCGUACUUUGAAAUUUUGGAGAAAUGGAUCUAUAAGGGAAUCAUCAAGGAUCCGUACUGUGAGUUCAUGAUUGAGGAGCACGAAGCCUUACGAAAGGAGAAGCUGCAGCAAGAAUACAAUGACGCUUACUGGGAGCAACACUAUACCAUCUGUCGGGACAGGAUACCAGUCUUCUUGGAGACGGUCGCUGAUAAAAUCCUGCGGACAGGGAAAUACCUCAAUGUCAUCAGAGAGUGUGGGCGUGACCCCAAAUGCCCGCAUGCAGAGGAGAUAUUGUACACACUGAAGGAGCGGCAGUAUGUUGAGCACAUUGAACACGCCUAUCAGUAUGCAAGCAGGGUGCUACUGGAUCACAUUAUAGACGAUCGGGAACUGAUGCCUAGACUCAGGUCCAUCAAGCGAUACUUUCUGUUAGAGCAAGGAGAUUUCUUUGUCCAUCUGAUGGACAUAACCACGGAGGAGAUGAAGAAACAGGUGGAUGAGAUCAUCCCAAGCAGGCUGGAGUCGCUGUUGGAGCUAGCUCUACGGACGAGUCAGGCUAAAUCAGAUACCUUCAAAGAUGACUUGAGGGUGGCAUUGCUUCCUUAUGAUCUCAUCACACAGCUGCUGAGAAUUAUCUCCAUCGAGUCAAGAGUUGAGAAAUCAAUCAUUCAGGAGAUUGACCCUACUGAGAUCAACAUUUCUUGUCUGGAAGCAUUCUCCUUUGAUUACGUUGUCAGAUGGCCUGAGUCGCUCAUCCUCAGCAGAAAGGCAUUGACUCGCUACCAGAUUCUGUUCAGACAUCUGUUUUAUUGCAAGCACGUGGAAAGAAUCUUAUGCAAUUUGUGGGUGUUGAACAAGGCAGCUAAGCAGUACACCCUCCACUCUUCCAGGUGGUACGCUGCAGCCUUCGCACUGCGCCAGAGAAUGCUUCACCUUGUCCAGAAUCUACAGUACUACAUGAUGUUUGAGGUCAUUGAACCCAACUGGCAAAUCAUGGAGACUAAACUGAGACAGGUGUCCACCAUUGAUGAUGUACUCGAUAUCCACACCGACUUCCUGAACAUGUGUCUGAAGGAUUGCAUGCUGACGGACCCAGAACUACUGAAGAUUGUCAGCAAACUCAUGCUAGUGUGUGUCACAUUCGCCAACUGCAUACAGCGAAUGACAGAGACAAUGAACGUGGAGGGUGAGGCGAGUUUCCGAGUGGAUACGACUGACCCUAAAGGAAAAGAUAAAGACAAAUCCGAGUCCAGGAAAUACAGGACUGCAGCAAAGGUGGCAUCAGAACACGUCAACCUGCUGAUUGGCAGUGAGGAAUUCGCCAGCACCAUCGCUAACUUUGACAGCAACUUCUCCACUCUACUGGUCAGCCUGCUGGAUCAGCUGAGUCUCUUCAGUACGACAGACUGCGAACACAACAUGACUAACAUCAUCCACAGACUGGACUUCAAUGGGUUCUACACCGAGGGGUUGGAGAGGGUGGCUGCUGAGAGGCGGAGCAAAGAAUUUGAGGGGGAGGCACAGGACCAAGCAGGCGCAUCAGGUAGUUCCCUGACCAGUGUCUCCAGUCUGUCGUCCAGGGCAAGAUCUGACUCAGCUGGUACUAGUCACAGACCAGGGAGUAAAGGGACGUAGCCAAGAGGUGAUCUGAUGAUGAACCGAUGAUGCAGAAAGCAAAAGAAUAAACUAUGUAAAAGGUGAGAUGUUUACAACGAGAAGGGUCUGAUAGUUGGUACAUCCACUGUGCUAGAUGUUUUGCUUGUACUGUAUGUAAUUGCUAGUUUUCCUAAAGUUACGAAAAGUUCCAGAAAUAUUUUGCAUCUAAAGUGACACUUUAUGUAUUUUCUUAGACUUAUGUUAAUGGUACAUAGGAUUAUUUGCUUGUGCAUUUUUUUUUUCAAGCAACAAAAUUUCGCAAAAGCGGAAGUUGGGUGGAUAACAACUACCCUCUGGAAGAUUUAGCUCAGCGGCAACUAUACAUUAUGAGAAAACAGAGACAACGUCUGCACAUUUUUGGGGGUUUUUGUAACUGGAUUCCGUUACUAAAGCACUUAACAAGUUUUUAAAACUGCCUUCAAUUAUUGUUUUUUUGCUGAAUGAUAUUAUUUCAGACAGAGUACUUUGUACCAUCCUUUUCUUCACUUUGAUCGGUAGGUCCAUUUCUGCAUUUUUACCAAUGAUCCUACAUGUACCGGUACGUGCCUUUAAGAUUUGUUGCCCAGGCAAAAUAUGUAAAUAUUGUAAAAUGCAUUAAUAUUUACUGUGCAUACCCUUCAUUGUUCACUUAAAAAGGGCAAUCUCGAUAAGGUUUUUUUUCUUUCUUUCUUAUCCAUUUAGCCAACCAAACAACAUUUAAUUUAAUGGGGUCCAAAAGUCAACAUUAGAUAUUUGUAUAUAUUUAUAAAAUCAGUUUCGUUUACGUGAAGACUCGCGGUUGAAUUGUGAAUAAAAAGCUAAACAAGAUCCCUGCAGUAGAUAUCAUACCACUCCUGUUAAUAUUUAUCUACGUUCUGUGAAUCGAAUUUCAUUUCUGUGCAAAUUACAAAGUUGACUUCUUUUCUUAUUUUUGUAAAAAGCUUUUUGCUCUUGUAGCAGUACUGCUGUAAGUGUAUAAAAUGUGAUCACAAUUACAUAAUAUUACAUGUGUUCUUUCUUUUUUGAAAAAAAUAUUAGGUUUGCGCCAUUUUGAAUUGUGAUAUGUUUUUAUGCAGUGAAACGAUAGUCGCAAAUUUAAUUUCCAUAAUGAGUUUAAACUGUACUUUUGAAAAAA